UGAAACAAAAAUGAGCUUUUUGGUCUUAAUUUAGAAUGAAACAUAAGGUUAGCGGUGGUUAAGGUUAGGUUUUAAAUCUGAUUUUAAGAAGAUAAAUUGUAGUAAUAGGCGGGUUUUAGCCAUGAUUAUGACUUUGUGGCUGUGGUAACUAGGGACAAAUAUCAUGUCGACUGACUUCCAUGUGUAAGAAAAACGUGAUGCUGGUUAUUGCACGGAGUUAAAAGUACGAUAAAAUUGGUGAGCUAGCUAAUAAUUGAACCGAAUGGACUAUUAAAAACAAUAGUGGUUUAUACGACUAUUCAUAAACUGUACAAGUGCCUGCUGUCACUCAAAUACCAUCGGUUCAAUGGUGGUACGUUAGUUGGUGCUUGUCUCCUGCUCUUGAAUUCCUUAGCUUAGCUAACAAGCUAAUGUCAAAUACAGUUUGAGACCUGGUUUGAUACUUUGUCAUCUCUUAGGCCUUUAAGCUAACAAUAUAACCACCUAACGUUAGAGUAAUCUGCAUCUUUGGCAGUGUUUGCUUCCUAUGUUAUAUAAAUGAUUCGUAGUUAAUUUCCCAUCAAUACUGACAGCGUUACAAUUGACAUUGUUGGUAACAAAUACACCACAGAUAUCGCGCGUGAUAUGAAAGUUAACUAAUAAGCGUGCACUUGCUUUAAUUAGCUGUCACUUCUAGUGGUCGAACUUACUCUUGCACAAUCAGCAGAAUGUUUCAGUCUACACCACGGCAGUUUAUAAAUUUAUGUGAAAUCGGUGUAUGUGCUGUUAGGGUUCAAAGCAGUAAUACAGUGAGACAGGGGAUUGGCAAGAGCAAUGGAAAAUCCGAAACCACGACAUGGAUUAGAAGACGCAUGGGCCUGUUGUUAUCAUGGCUCCAGAGAUCGGGGGUGGGCACCAGUAAAAAAGUGGCGUCUGACAAUAAGAAGCAAGACUUGCUAUCAAUUUUUGCCAACCAUUGUAGCUAUGUGACAGGCCAGAGGCUUCGACGCGCCUAUCAGAUUGGAGAGCUUUACGCAAACCUGUACUCAGAGCGAACUAGGUGGACCCUGGUAGGAAGCAUAUGGCGUCGACUCCAGAGCAAGCACGCUUCCACGGGGAAGCUUGUGGCUGCACUGGCGGGUGUCUUCCUGUGGGAGGACGAGAAGGUCCGAGAUGCAGAACUACACAGGUGUGGACUAGAGCUCCAAGCUUUGGAGUCAGUGAAGAAUCUGAGUGCAUCCUCAGAGAAGGAUGAAGGGCAGGUGGAGACAGGCUGGGAACUUGUCAUGGAGAAGAAUAAUUUCAAAGUGUGGAGGCGGCCAAUUGAGGGAAGCCACUUAUGUGAAUACAGAGUUUGGGGUUCUUAUAACGACGUCACCCCCCGACAGUUCUUCAAUGUCCAGUUGGACAUGGAGUACAGGAAGACGUGGGAUGCUCUGGUUCUCAAGCUGGAGGUGGUGGACCGGGACGUCAAUACAGGCUCAGAGGUUGUGCACUGGGCCACACGUUUCCCUUAUCCCAUGUACUCAAGGGACUAUGUUUAUGUGCGUCGCUACAAUGUUGAUGUGGAGAAUAAUCUGAUGGUCCUGAUCUCCAGAGCAGUUCAGCAUCCUGGAGUCCCAGAAACUCAGGACUAUGUCAGAGUCCACUCAUACCAGUCCAAGAUGGUCAUUCGCCCUCACAAGUCCUUUGAUGAGAAUGGCUUUAACUACCUUCUGACCUACAGCGACGACCCUCAGACCGCCUUUCCCCGCUACUGUGUGAGCUGGAUGGUGUCCAGUGGUAUGCCUGACUUUCUGGAGAAACUGCAUACUGCAGCCCUGAAGGCUAAGAACCUGGAGGUAGGGAUCUAUGAUUAUGCCAGCGCCGUGAAGUCCAACGACACCAAGCACCAGCCCAGCCAGGACCGGCUUGGGGACAACACGCACCCUGGGCAGAUCUACGCCUAAGGGCCUUUUUUUUUUUUAGCAGGGUUGGUGAGAGUAACCUGCAUCUGCUCGCAUACAACAACCUUCAAAACACAGGCUUUUGGACACAAGGGGUGAUGGGAUAUCAAAUGAAGCUGGAAUAUACAUACAUUGAAGAUAUGCCGUACUUGUGCUAUACUGUUGCUAUUUGAGUGGUUAUAAUGGUCAUAGCCAUAUUGAUAACAUAAUUGUCAUGAGAAGCUUAAACAGUACCAACAAGAGCCUUUGGAGGAAAGACUUCUCUUUUUCUGCCAGGAGAAUUGUCAUUGGAGCUUUCUGCCUUGAAACAAUAGUGCUAGAAAGCCAACAUCCUGAGGGGAGAGGUGUCCAUCAUGCCUCCUUUUGUUAACUAGCUGCUACACCAACUAGCGAGACUGCACCAAAAAUAUUACCCCUAUAGAGAUGUUGCCAAAGCAUUGUUUCUCACUCCAUCCACCAUGUCUACUAGUUUCUUCCAGCCACCUUGUUUGUGUUCCUUAUUUGGUCAUAUCCGCACUGAAAUAGCUCGCUGUGGAGGCUUAGCUACAUGCAUGCAUGCAUAGUUUGUUUAUACAACCGAGAAAGGAGAACAUCUAUAAAUAAAAACGCUGUGAUACCAGGAACUCAA
Oncorhynchus tshawytscha (Chinook salmon) is the source of this 2553-nucleotide messenger RNA. RefSeq names its product stAR-related lipid transfer protein 7, mitochondrial. The record is from RefSeq and is a predicted model, not a curated record. NCBI's taxonomy places the organism in Eukaryota, Metazoa, Chordata, Actinopteri, Salmoniformes, Salmonidae. Bases 708 to 1928 code for a protein of 406 amino acids. Gene Ontology annotation, molecular function: lipid binding. The transcript has 8 exons.